AUGACUUCUGGUACCAGCUUCAAGGUCGAAAUUGUCGAUGACCCCGCCCUCCAUUACUCUCUCCCCCUCGAUCAGAUCUCGACGAACCCCAGCAAUGCUCCCGACCAGAAUCUGAAUGACGACGAGACCACAGCCAGCAAGACAGCCUGGAACAAUACGAUGUCCAUCAUCGUGCAGCCCGUUACCCUCUGGUACAACUUCACUGGUGUGUCCCGUGUGGCUUUAUACGGCGCCAUCCUGAGGCCAGAUCCCUCUGGUGGCACGGCAUCUGCAAAUUACAACCUCGAUGGCAAUACGACUCACAAGGAGGUUCCCUUUUCCUCCUUCGUCAUUCCGGACUAUCCUCUCUUCGUCUCCGAGCAGUUGGACCCCGGUCGCACUUACAACCUCUCCGUGGAUGUGACCGCUAAUGCUCAGAGACCCUACCUCGUUGACUACCUUCUUCUUUACAAUGACUUUGCGCCUUCCCCAAUCAAUUCGGCUACUGCAACAAGUACUGCGACUCAAGCUCCCCAGUCGAUUGACUCGAUCCUCAAACCGUACGUCUGGCCUGUGAUAGGGGCUCUAGGGGGCGGCUGUGCUCUUCUUCUCGCUGUAGUGCUCGUCUUGAGCGGAGCACUCUGCAAGCGAAGGAAGAAGGACCGCGUUCCGUCGUGGAGGUAUUCUGAGCCAAACCUUCCGCCCCCGGCCGUGUCUCCGCAGCCAUCUGCACUCAAAAAGAAGAGCAGCAUGCCACUUUCCGAGAAGACUGGCCUCCCAACUUCCAAGCCACCGCCCCCAGACGACUCCCCGGAGAUCGAUACACUCUCUCGCGAUUACUCGUACGACACCAAGGACUUCGCCCCCAGCCGUCCCGGUCCUCCAUCCUCGUUCCCCACACGCGGCUCGAACUACUCCUCCGUCUCUCUCGGGUCCACCGCCGUGUCGUCCUCUCCCAUGCCAACGCUCGCUCGUUCCGGCACCGGUCUCACCUACAUGCCGUCCUUCGCCACCGCUCCGCAGACGCCCGUCCCCCACGCGUUCGCCACGCACCCCCCGCUCCACCACCAACAGAGCAUGGCCUUCGCCCAGCCGAGUCUCCCGUUCGCGGACCCGUACGCCCGCCAGGGCAACCUGGACGUCAUGCCCGAGCUCACGCUCUACAACCCCCACGACGCCGCCUUCGCCGACGCCGUCCUCGCGGGUGCCGCCGCCGCCGCGACGUCCGCCUCCGGCCCGACUGCAGGGACGUCUGCGUCCGCAGCCGCCCGACCUGCCACCCCCGUGCACGUGCCGUCCCAGGUCCGCGCGCUCGAGCAUCCCCCGUCGGACUCCAAGAUGCGCCAGGAGAUGUCGUCGUCGUUGUUGUUUUCGUCCGGCUCCCCCGUGCCCGCCCCGGCCAGCGCUUCCCUAGCUCCGAUCGCGGUCGCAGCCUCGUCGAACGCACCGGCGGUCGCGCAGGUGGUGGGCCCGAACGGCUUCCUGCUCGAGAAGCAGGAGGUGCGGCUCGAACCGCCCACGCAAGGGCGGUACCACGUCGUCAACGAGGAUCUGCUGCGCGAAUCACCCACCGAGACCACAGGUGGAUCGAAUGCUGUGGGAGGCGCUGCGUCCGCGGAGCGCGGCGAUGAGCAUAGGUCCGACGGGGAGAGUCCGCCGGCGUACAGCAAAUGA
Messenger RNA from Epithele typhae, 1653 nucleotides. RefSeq lists its product as uncharacterized. The coding region runs from base 1 to 1653 and encodes 550 amino acids. Lineage: Eukaryota; Fungi; Basidiomycota; Agaricomycetes; Polyporales; Epitheliaceae. The transcript is spliced from 3 exons. The record is from RefSeq and is a predicted model, not a curated record.